Messenger RNA from Cladophialophora yegresii CBS 114405, 1182 nucleotides. RefSeq lists its product as uncharacterized. The record is from RefSeq and is a predicted model, not a curated record. NCBI's taxonomy places the organism in Eukaryota, Fungi, Ascomycota, Eurotiomycetes, Chaetothyriales, Herpotrichiellaceae. The coding region runs from base 1 to 1182 and encodes 393 amino acids. The transcript has a single exon.
AUGAAAGCCACAACCGUAAGUCUCCAGGACCUCACAGCGGGUUCGGUACCCUUCGCAACCCUCGAAGACGCAUUCGGCGAAUCCUCCCUGGGCAUCCUCGUCGUCAACGAUCUCCCAGUCCGGUACCUGGUCCUGCGGGAAAAACUGCUCGCUUACUCGUCCUACCUGGCGCACCUGCCUGAGAGAGACCUCGACGCCCUCACCGACGCAGCCUCGCACUAUGAGAUAGGAUGGAGCCACGGCAAAGAAGCCCUCAGCGACGGCGCCUACGACACAAUGAAAGGCUCAUAUUACGUGGACUGUCACCCAUUCUUCCCGGGGGCUGAGCCUGAGCCUAUCGUCUCGAACAGGAACCCGAACCCGAACCCGGGCAUGCCGUCGACGACCGUUCGAGGAGCGGGCACGAACCUGUGGCCGUCCGAGACCGCAAUGCCGGGCUUCAGGACCACCUUCGAAGAGCUCUGCACGCUGCUCCUCGAGAUCGGCGUGCUGGUCGCGCGGGCUGUCGAUACGUACGCAGGAGUCCACGUCCCCGAUUACCGACGCGGGCAUCUCGAACACAUCGUGCGGACGAGCCGGACGCCCAAGGCGCGGCUGUUGCAUUAUUUCCCGCCGACCGAGACAUCUCACGAGCCAUCGCUGGCGGAACCUCACGCGGCAACAUGCGCAUCGGCCUCGAACUCCGAGCAAGCUACGAGCGCCGGCUUUGUCUCGUGGUGCGCCACGCACUUGGACGACGGCUGCCUCACGGCGUUGACGGCGGCGCUGUACAUCGACGAGUCCGAUCCCCUGCCACCACUGAGACCGUCGUCCUCAUUUCCCUUUCCGCCGCAAGGUCUAUCCAUCCUGCCCACGUCCCCGGACCCCAACGCGGGCCUGUACAUCAGAUCGCGCGACGGCGAGGUCGUCAAGGUCGACAUCCCGGCUGGUUGCAUUGCCUUUCAAACGGGCGAGGCACUGCAGAUGAUCACAGGUGGACACUUCAAGGCGGUACCGCAUUUCGUGCGUGGGCCAAGCGUCAACUCCGGCAAGACCGGGUCCGGCGCGGCGUCGAGCAAGAUGAGAAUAGCCAGGAACACGCUCGCGCUGUUCAUGCAGCCAGAUGUCGACGAGGUGAUCGACAGGGAGAAAGGGACCACGUACGGGCAGUUUGUUGCUCUGAUUGUGAAGGCGCAUUCGUAG